AUGAAGUUUUUCAUUUUGUUAAUUUUUUGGUUGUCAGCCAUAAAAGCUUUGUACAUUCCUCGUUCGUCCGGGUCUUCAUUUAGUUGGUCGGGCUUUUUACCUGGUGUUAGUUGGAUCGGGAUCAAGGAUGCUAGUGACGAUCAAGAAGCAUUUGAAAACUGGGUGCUGAGUCAGUCAAAUAUCUCGUUUAACGGGAUUUUGCAAAAUAUUGGUGGUUUGAGUUCCAUUCUUAGCAGUAGUGAAGUCAGUUAUGGGGUUGUUGUUGCUUCUCCUUCUAAGACCAACCCAGAUUAUUUCUAUCAAUGGACUAGAGAUUCUGCUUUAACUUUAAGAUCGUUGAUCUAUUGGUUGGACGACCAUGGGUUUCCUUCCAAUUCAGAAAUAUCCAAAAUUGUAGAAAGUUACAUUGAGAAUAACUACCACUUACAAAGAUUACCAAAUUUUUCUGGAGAUUUCAAUGAUGUUACCAAGAAAUCUUUGGGGGAACCAAAGUUUCAUACUAACGGUGAAAGUUUUAACCAAAAUUGGGGUCGUCCUCAAAGUGAUGGCCCUGGUUUGAGGAUUUCUACUAUAUUCAACUAUUUUGAAUUAUUAAAUAAGUAUGGGAAAUCAAUAACUAAUGAUUUUUUGAAAAAUGAUGCAAAUAUUUAUUUUAAAAUUAUUAAAUUUGACUUGAUUUAUAUUAUUAAUAAUUGGAAUAUUAACAGUUUUGAUUUAUGGGAAGAAAUCAACUCUAAACAUUUUUUCAAUUCAAUCACUCAAUUAAGAGCUUUAAAAGAUGGUAUCGCUUUAGUUAAAAGAUACGAACCCCAUAAUGAAGAUUUCAUAAAACAAUUAUCUUCAAUUUUUGAUCAAUUGAAAAAUUAUAUCUUAAAUGAUUCCGGUUUUACCAAUCCUUCAAUUCCUUAUCUUGUUGAAACUCCUCCUUUACUAAAUUCCGGUAAAAGAUCAGGGUUAGACGCCGCUACUUUAUUAGGUAGUAUUCAUUCUCAUAAUUUAGAAAAUUCAAUUAGUUAUGAGGAUAUUCCCUUUGAUGUUAAUAAUAAUUAUAUUUUUAAUACAGUUAUUUCAAUGGUUUCCGAUAUGAAAUAUAGAUAUCCAAUCAAUCAUGAUAAAAUUAGAUUUAAACAAAAUAUCGGUGUUGGUUUAGGUAGAUAUCCAGAAGAUGUUUAUGAUGGUUAUGGUUCAAGUGAAGGAAAUCCUUGGUUUAUUUCAACUGCUACUGCUGCAGAAAUCUUCUAUAAAACAAUUUUUAAAUAUAUCAACAAUAAAGAAGAUAUUUUGAUCAAUAACUCAAAUAAAGAAUUUUUCAAAUUGUUUUUCGAUGAUGAAAUGAAUGAAGAUGAAGAUUUUAAAAUCCCCUUUAAUACUCCUGAAUUUAAUCGUUUGAUCAAAAGUUUAUUAAACUACGCUGAUUCCUUCUUGAUCAUUAUUAAAGACCAUGUUGAUUCUCAAAAUGGUGACAUUCUGGAACAAUUUAAUAAAUAUCAUGGUUACAUGCAAGGUGCUAAUAAAUUAACUUGGUCAUUUUCUUCAUUUUAUAACUCUGUUAGAUGGAGAAUUAAAGCAAUUGAUUCUAUAAAUGAUAAUUUAAAUUAA
Molecule: messenger RNA, 1599 nt
Organism: Hyphopichia burtonii NRRL Y-1933
Lineage: Eukaryota; Fungi; Ascomycota; Pichiomycetes; Serinales; Debaryomycetaceae
Gene: SGA1
Product: glucan 1,4-alpha-glucosidase
Exons: 1
Coding region: 1-1599 (532 amino acids)
Biological process (GO): polysaccharide metabolic process
Cellular component (GO): fungal-type vacuole
Molecular function (GO): glucan 1,4-alpha-glucosidase activity
Source: RefSeq, a predicted model, not a curated record